CUCCCCUGGCACGAGUGCACAGGAGCCCUGGCACGGUCCGAAGGGCAACAGCUGGAGGCAGGAGCUGGACAGGGGAACAGAUGGAUGCACAAGCAAACAGGAUGAGUGCCCGGCCAUCCAGCCCCCUUGCUCUGGAAUACCUCGACGACUUUGACCUGCUGAGGUUCGAGGUGAAGCAGGAGGGCCCCAGGCCGGGGGGCAGCACCUCCCUGAACUCCACCCCAUGCAGUUCGGUGCCCCCCUCGCCCACCUUUGACAAGGCCGGGGACCCCAAGUGCACCCUGGAAGAGCUGUACUGGAUGGCAUCCCUCCACCAGAGCCUGGCGGCGGCCGCUGGGGCUAGCCCCGAGGGCCAGAUGUUGCCAGGUCUGGAUGAAGCUGUGGACGCGCUCUUGGGGGCAGAAGGGGGGCUCCAAGGGGGCACGACUCCCCAGCUGCCCGGGUUCCUGGGGACAACCGAAGGGUUCAGCGGAGAUCAGCAGCAGCUGGCCCUGCUCUCCGACCGCUUCUCGGACGUCCAGCUGGUCUCCAUGUCGGUGCGGGACCUGAACCGGCAGCUCCGCGGCUUGGGCAAGGACGAGGUGCAGCGCCUCAAGCAGAAACGGCGCACCCUGAAGAACCGCGGCUACGCCCAGUCCUGCCGCUUCAAGCGAGUCCAGCAGCGGCACAUCCUGGAGGCCGAGAAGUCCCAGCUGGCUCAGCAGCUAGAGGCCCUGCGUGUCGAGAUGGCCCGGGUGGCCCAUGAAAGGGACGUCUACAAGGCCCGCUGUCAGAAGCUGCUGGGGGACACCGCCAAGGGGUACAUCGGAGAAGAGGCAGAGCCUCCUACUCCUCAGCCUACCUCACUGGCACAGUUUUACCUAUGAAGAGCUCCCUUCCGGGCACAACAGACUGUGCAAAUCAAGUGGGAGACAGAUUUGGGGAGUCGUUUUUUUCCAACCUGGCCAGAAGGGGGCGCUGUGGACUAAGGAGCCCUUGUUCUCUUUCUCCUCGCCAAAGGGUGGCUUGAGGCUGCAGCUCUUGAUAAGAUUUCCCUUUUUUCACCACCAGGGGCGCAAAAGAGCUAGGGCGCGGCCAUGAGUGCAUCCACACAGCAAACCCAUCUUGGUUCUAUAGCUAGCACUGCUUCUCCUCAAAAGGGACCCAGAGUCCCUUUGCAGAACUUCUCAAAUUCUUUGAGGGGGAAAGAAGGACUAUUAAGCCAGUUUAAGCCUGCUGUGUAGAUAUGCCCCAAAUCUGCAGACAGAGGGGGAAGAGAGAGAGUUUUGAUGGUCGUAAUGCUUCCAUCUUCCUCCUAGGUGUGCAAACUUGGCCCUCCAGCUGUUCCUGAACUCCAACUCUCAUCAGUUCAACAGCUGGAGGGCCAGGUUUGCCCACCUCUGUCCUAGAGUGACAGUUCUAUGGGGAGCAGGAUGGUAGCUGGGGCUAGGGACGGGACUGGAGUCAGUAUCUGGGGGUUGUGCGGUGGCAGGGUUCACGCCCUCGCUCACACACCAAACAUAGGCCUGUAAUCAAAACUGUUUUUUCUACACAAUGUACAACUGUGUACUGGAAAACCACAUUAGUGCUGGAAAGUGCAGGCAUAUGCAUCUCAUGUGUCACAUCAGUCCUGUGAUGAUGUUCCUGCACGGAGGCAUCAGCUGGGAAGAAAACCCUCUUGCCUUCAGCGGGAGGCCCUUCUUUGUAGCAUGUCGCCCCCUUCUGCUCCAGCCGGCGGCUUUUCUAGCAGGGGGAAUGCUACGGGGAAGGGAGCGCACGAGGGUGCAUCUGACUAGCAACCUUGGGUAGAACCUUCUGGAAAGAUCAUGCUGGGCUGGGCGGACCAUGCACGCCGCAGUUGGGAGGCAGCCCCCACGGCUGGGCCAUCUCCUCCUUUUCGUUUGCUCCUGGUGAAACCGCGCGGUGGAAAUAAAAUGUAGCGGACAUGCCAUGACAGGG
Molecule: messenger RNA, 1938 nt
Organism: Hemicordylus capensis (graceful crag lizard)
Lineage: Eukaryota; Metazoa; Chordata; Lepidosauria; Squamata; Cordylidae
Gene: NRL
Product: neural retina leucine zipper
Exons: 3
Coding region: 81-866 (261 amino acids)
Biological process (GO): regulation of transcription by RNA polymerase II
Cellular component (GO): nucleus
Molecular function (GO): RNA polymerase II cis-regulatory region sequence-specific DNA binding; DNA-binding transcription factor activity, RNA polymerase II-specific
Source: RefSeq, a predicted model, not a curated record